Colletotrichum fioriniae is the source of this 1545-nucleotide messenger RNA. NCBI's taxonomy places the organism in Eukaryota, Fungi, Ascomycota, Sordariomycetes, Glomerellales, Glomerellaceae. The record is from RefSeq and is a predicted model, not a curated record.
AUGGCUCAGACAAAGACUGUGGGCGCUGAAGCGGUGCCAACCGUCAGCCACCAUAAUGACAACAAUCCUGGUGAGGCCAUUACGGCUAUGCAGAACGAGCGUCAGAUGAGUGUGAGAGAUUCCUUUCGCUUCUGGCCGAAAGCGAUUCUCUUUUCGUUCAUCAUCUCUCUGGCAAUCAUCAUGGAGGGCUAUGAUACCAAUCUCAUGAGCAACUUCUAUGCUUUUCCAGCCUUCAUGAAGCGAUAUGGUGACCAAGUCGAUGCCAAUGGUGACCCUCUGGUCUCGGCUCGCUGGCAAACCAUCAUCAACAAUGGCACUCAGGCUGGCUCAAUCCUUGGUCUCAUCCUCAAUGGCAUCAUCACCGAGUGGAUUGGCUACAAGAAAACUAUGAUUGUUGCGAUGGUUGCCAUGAUCGGGGCUGUCUUCAUUCCCUUCUUCUCAAACGGUCUUCCAAUGUUCUUGGCCGGAGCCUUGAUUCAGGGCAUCCCGUGGGGUAUCUUCCAGACUCUCGCCGUUACCUAUGCGGCCGAUAUCUGUCCCAUGUCCCUCAGAGCAUUUGCCAUCCAAUGGGUUUGGCCCGUUCCCAUCAUUAUCGGCACGCUCUUCGCCCCCGAAAGCCCUUGGUGGCUCGUUCGCCAAAACCGCCUCGAAGACGCACGCGAAGCAGUCCGCAAGCUGACCUCGCCAAAGAGUGAUAUCGACUUUGACCUGGACGCCCACAUCGAGAUGAUGCGUGUGACGAACCAGUUCGAGAUCGAAGUCAGUUCGGGCGCUCACUACUGGGACUGCUUCCGUGGCGUCGACCUUCGCCGCACUGAGAUCGCGUGCAUGGUCUGGCUGACGCAGUCCUUCUGCGGUGUGCCGUUCAUGGGCUACGGCACGCAGUUUAUGAUCAACGCUGGUCUCAGCUCGGAGAAUGGAUUCACGAUGAGUUUGGUGCAGAACUGCAUCGGUCUUAUUGGCUGUAUCAUUGCUUGGUACAUCAUGACUCACAUCGGCCGCCGCACUCUGUAUCUGGCUGGUCUGUCGGCCAUGUUUGUGAUUCUUGUCGUUAUCGGCGGCAUUGGUAUUCCACAGGACGCUGCUGGGUUGCCAGCACGGUCAUGGGCCGUGGGAGCCCUCAUCAUCGUGAUGCUCUUUUCCUUCCAGCUCAGCGUCGGUCCCUCGUGCUACACCUUGGUCGCGGAGAUGCCGUCUACUCGUCUCCGUGUCAAGACGGUCGCCCUGUCUCGCGCCUUUUACAACUGCGGAGGCUUCAUCGUCAACGCGCUACAGCCAAAGAUUGUGGGCAAGAAUGACUGGAACUGGGGAGCGAGAGGCGGCUUCUUCUGGGCUGGCAUCACUGUGCUCUUCCUUACGUGGACCUUUUUCCGUCUUCCGGAGCCCUUUGGUCUCACGUACUCUGAGAUUGACUUGCUCUUCGAGCACCGUGUUGGCGCUCGUCACUUCUCGCAGGAGGCGGCUGACUCUCUACGCCCGCAGCUGGAAGAGGUCGCCAACCGUCAUGAGAAACUGGCUGCUACGGUGAGCCAUAAGGAGGCAUAG